UGACCCCCAUGGUUCCGAUUUUGUUUACGUGUGAAUGAGUCACAGUUUGUAGAGAGAUGCGUCUUGUUUUGAUGUAGAUCCUCACGUUUGUUUUUUAAUCUUUUAUAGUUUUAAUCUAAUAUAGUGAUCGGAACAUGACGCGGUUGUGGUUCGUCGUUGCCGUUCUGCUGUGGACUGUCUUGGGUUCUGAAGCAAAAGCGUUGCCUUCCCUUCCCGAUUUUGGGCGUGCUUAUCAUGUGAAAGGAGUGAUUUUGUUGCCCUAUGCUGAAAUUCGGGAGCCCUUUGAGGCCUGGUUUGACCUGAAGGCAAAGUCCAGCCGUAUAGACUACUACCAUGGACAAGUGUCAACAUACCAGCUGGGGGCCGAGCAGCCAUGGGGGGUUUCCUACAAGAUCACCCCCGAGACCACCGAGGAAGAGCUGAACGUAAUGAAAUGCUUCCAGGUCAACGGGACCAAGGAGGAACCCGUCAAGACCCAAGCGGCCCUGCCUGACGUGGACGGCUUUCAGUUCCUAAGGAUGGAGUACUAUAGCGGCUCCCUAUGUGAAGUGUGGCAGAACGUGACCACCGUUGGCAACAAGAAGAACACCUACACGCUGUGGGUGACCCGAUCGGAGAAGCGGGCCGACGGCCGGACGGAUCCGGCCACGCCUCUGCACUACGAGAUGAUGGGCUACAACACGCUGCUGGGCUCCCAUUUUGACAAGUACCUGGUGGAUUAUAAGGAGUUCUCGUCCAACGUGGACCCCAUGGUGUUCUCCCUCCCAGAAGGUAUGACUUGUGGAGGAUUCCCCGGUCCAGGAGUGGAGCAUCACAUGCUGGCCAAUCCCAUGAAAGAUCUCAUCCACACGUCGUCUUUGGGCCACUCGCGGCGCAUCUUCGACCAUUUUAAGGAGAAAUUUGAGCGUCGGUACAGCGACCAGAGGGAGCACGAGGAGAGAGAGCAGGCUUUUCUCCACAAUCUCAGAUACGUCCACUCCAAGAACAGAGCGGGACUGUCCUUCACAUUGGCGCUCAACUCCCUGUCUGACCGCACCAUGUCGGAGAUGGCCGCCAUGAGGGGACGCAAACGUGGAAAGACCACCAACCGAGGACGCCCAUUCCCCACCCACAAAUAUGAAGGAGUCAAAGUCCCCGAGUCACUGGACUGGCGCCUUUACGGCGCUGUGACGCCAGUGAAGGACCAAGCCAUCUGCGGCUCCUGCUGGAGCUUUGCCACCACGGGGGCUUUAGAAGGAGCUCUCUUUUUGAAGACGGGUUCCCUGCAGGUUCUCUCCCAGCAGAUGCUUGUGGACUGCACGUGGGGCUUUGGUAACAAUGGCUGCGACGGCGGCGAGGAGUGGCGCGCUUACGAGUGGAUCAUGAAACACGGAGGCAUUGCCACGACCGAGACCUAUGGUGCAUAUAUGGGCAUGAACGGCUUUUGUCACACCAACGCAUCGCAGCUGACGGCGCACGUCCAAAGCUACACCAACGUGACGUCGGGCGACGCCGACGCGCUGAGGUUGGCGCUGUUCAAGAACGGACCCGUGGCCAUCAGCAUCGACGCCGGGCACAGAUCCUUCGUCUUCUACAGCCACGGCGUCUACUAUGAACCCGCCUGCGGUAACACCACCGAUUCACUUGACCACGCCGUGCUCGCCGUGGGAUACGGCAUCUUAAACGGAGAGCCCUACUGGUUAGUAAAGAACUCAUGGUCCACCUACUGGGGCAACGACGGCUACAUCCUCAUGUCCACCAAAGACAAUAAUUGCGGCGUUACCACCGACGCCACCUACGUCACAUUAGCCUAGAAAAUUUACGAUAUAUUCAAUUUACAUGAUGUGCUUCUGAUGAAAGAAAUCAAUGGAGUCGCUCUUCAUUUUGAUUUUAAACUACGUGAUGCUGGAAUUUUAAAUUUGGGAGAUUUUUUUUUAAUGCCACUAUUCAAGUUGCCUGUGAAUGAAUGAGUGAAAAAAUGUGCAGAAAUAAAAUUUGUCAGCGUGAAUCA
Syngnathus acus (greater pipefish) is the source of this 1990-nucleotide messenger RNA. Its product is annotated as digestive cysteine proteinase 1-like. Lineage: Eukaryota; Metazoa; Chordata; Actinopteri; Syngnathiformes; Syngnathidae. The coding region runs from base 135 to 1793 and encodes 552 amino acids. The record is from RefSeq and is a predicted model, not a curated record. Gene Ontology annotation, biological process: immune response. Gene Ontology annotation, cellular component: lysosome. The transcript is spliced from 11 exons. Gene Ontology annotation, molecular function: cysteine-type endopeptidase activity.